GUUCUUUUUUUUUUUAGUUUGUCGAGGUGGGAAAGCCAUUCCGAUGGGGGAUCGCGUUGCGUUGUGUUCCGACCGCCAGUUGCUAGCGUGAGUCGCGUAUGUGUGGAUGCGGGAAAAUGACUCCGCUUUCUUUAGUGUCGUGGCGAAUCUUGUGUCUCAAAGUACUGCUCGUCUUCAGUUCAACCAGUGCAAGACCGCAUUGCUGCGGGCCGAGGGAUGGAGCUGUACCCGAUUCUGCGCAACACUAUUUGAUGACGUUCGGAUAUUUACCUCAGUCUGAUUUCGAGAUCGGGAACCUUAGGACGGAAGAAGAAUUGAUAAAUGCCAUCAAGGAAAUGCAGACAUUCGCUGGAAUUCCGGCAACUGGGAAAAUCGAUGAGAAGACGUUGAAAUUGAUGCACACUCCACGUUGCGGUUUGCCGGACGUGGACAAGUCGUUCGGAGGUGAUAGAACGCGACCCAAGCGCUAUUUGCUGCAAGGACAACGAUGGCCACGCACGGCGUUGACUUGGACGUGAGUUGAAUACGGC
This is a messenger RNA of Notodromas monacha, 530 nucleotides long. The record is from the annotation of a GenBank genome assembly. NCBI's taxonomy places the organism in Eukaryota, Metazoa, Arthropoda, Ostracoda, Podocopida, Cyprididae.